Messenger RNA from Myiozetetes cayanensis, 3607 nucleotides. It is a transcript of the gene SFRP4, whose product is annotated as secreted frizzled related protein 4. Gene Ontology annotation, biological process: canonical Wnt signaling pathway; non-canonical Wnt signaling pathway. Lineage: Eukaryota; Metazoa; Chordata; Aves; Passeriformes; Tyrannidae. The transcript has 6 exons. The record is from RefSeq and is a predicted model, not a curated record. Bases 74 to 1114 code for a protein of 346 amino acids. Gene Ontology annotation, cellular component: cytoplasm. Gene Ontology annotation, molecular function: Wnt-protein binding.
CGGGGCGGCGGCGGGCGGCGACGGAGGAGAGGGACAAGAAAGAGGGACAAGAAAGAGGAGGAAGAGGAGAAGGAUGCUGCGCGCCUUGGUGGCGGUGUCCCUGUGGCUGCGGGUGAGCCCGCGGGCGCAGGGCGCUCCGUGCGAGGCGGUGCGCAUCCCCAUGUGCCGCUCCAUGCCCUGGAACAUCACCCGCAUGCCCAACCACCUCCAUCACAGCACCCAGGAAAACGCCGUCCUCGCCAUCGAACAGUACGAGGAGCUGGUGGCCACAGGCUGCAGCCCGGUCCUGCCCUUCUUCCUCUGCGCCAUGUACGCCCCCAUCUGCACCCUGGAGUUCCUCUACGACCCCAUCAAGCCGUGCCGCUCCGUCUGCCAGCGCGCCCGCGACGGCUGCGAGCCCAUCAUGCGCCGCUACAAUCACAGCUGGCCCGAGAGCCUCGCCUGCGACGACCUCCCCGUCUACGACCGCGGUGUCUGCAUCUCCCCAGAGGCCAUCGUCACCGACCUGCCGGAGGAUGUGAAGUGGACGGACUUCACGCAGGGCAUGAUGCUGCCGGACAGACCCCUGGAGCCCGACUGCAGGACCCGUGGCCAGGAGCGGUGCAGGUGCAAAAAGACAAAGCCUACGCUGUCAAACUACCUGGCCAAGAACUACAGCUACAUCAUUCACGCUAAAGUAAAAAGUGUAGAAAGAGGCAACUGCAAUGAGAUAACGACUGUGGUCGAAGUCAAAGACAUACUUAAGUCUUCAACACCAAUUCCUCUGUCCCAAGUGCCUCUUCUUACAAAUUCCUCCUGCCAAUGUCCACCUCUUCAACCGAAGCAGGAUGUUCUCAUCAUGUGCUAUGAAUGGCGGUCAAGGUUAAUGCUUCUUGAUGGAUGUCUAGUUGAAAAAUGGAAGGAUCAACUAAACAGAAGGUUUAAGAGGUGGGAGCAGAGACUGCAAGAGCAAAAGCGGCGAACUGCCCGCAGUAAGAACCAGAAUUCAGGACGUAGUGGUCAGACUGGAGCCCUGAAACCGUCAACCAAGAAUACCAGCCCGCUGAUCAGUGGCCCCAAAAAGGCCACUAAAAUAAGACAUGGCCAGAAAGAAAUCAACCCUAAAAAAGCAUGAGAGUGAAAUUUCCAAAAGGAAAGACUUUCCCUGCACGACGAGGGUCACAAUCUGGCUUUGUGGGCAUGUUCUGUUAAUCUGGAACUCACUGACUUAAAAAAUCACGUCACUUUCUACAUAGACCUUUUUGCUGCACUUUACUGUUAAGAGGUUUGCUUCUUCUUUCAAGUCACUGUAAGCCAUAGAGCGUAGGUUUGCACUUAUAUGAGGUAGGCAUAUUCCAGCUGACUGAGCUUUAUCUUUGGGCUCUGAUUUGCAGUUCUAGAUAGAACUAGCCUUGGCUGUCAGAGGUUUUGACUCCUUGUGCCAGUUGCCUGCUCUGCUUCCCUGCCAAAAGUUGGGGAGCUGCAUGUAGGUGUAAUAGCUGGUGAGUUAGGCUGUGAGUUAGCUCACCAGACACAGCAGCUGAGGAACAGCAGAGGGAUGGUAACCUCUGGCAGACAUCUCGGGGAGCAACUACUGGAGCUGAAUCUAUCCGCUGUUUGGAAUCACAGCCCUUGUUCAGAGUGUUCAAAAGCAUGGUUUACCAUUAAGCAUGUGGGUAUGCAUUAUGUGAUUAUUUUUAUGUGUGUGAUGAAAAUAUGCUUACACUGUAAGUAUUUGAUCUUGUGGGUUUGUGUAGAAAAAAUGCAUUGAAAGCACACAUUUAAUUUUUUAUGGCACUUCAGGCUGGCUUCUGUUCUAAUUUCAAAUAUAUUUAAGCAUCUAAUUGAAAAAUCAGUAUUUUUUGAAAGGACAGAUUAAAGUGAAGCAGAUCUGUAGAAUUCUUAAAAGUAAAACUUAUUUUUGCUGUAAUAUAGCCUUGUUAUGAAAACUGGAAUAGAAGCUUUAUCCUAAACAUAACUGACAGCUACUAUACAGUAUGAGGAGAAGAUAAGACUUCAUGUGGCUCAGUAAUCAUGUGGAUAAUUUUUUAUCAUUUGACACCAUAUUUCUAAUCUUUUUCUGGUACCAAAUAAAUAAAUAAAUAAAUAAAUGAAUAGCCCUUGUCACUACUAAUGAAGUUCUCAAAGCAACUGUCUCUCUGCAGUUUUGCUGAUCAGAAAGUAAUACUUAUUCUGAAAAGGUUGACAGAAAAAGAAGAUGCUUUUAUUUAUGCAGUAAGUUUACUCACUUAACAUUUGCUGUAUGAAGUAGCAAGGGAGUAUAGAUCUAAUUAACAUAACUCCAAGAUGAUAUUUAUGCUAUCCUUCCAACAUGUACUUGGAUAAGGCAGCAUAGAUAACACAUUCUGAUUUCAAUUUCAUUUAACACAUAAAAUCACCUACAUUAGGAUCAGAAGAGCUCAUGAUAAGAAAUCUGAAAGACCUUCAAGAGUUCCUGCAGGAAGACUAAGGGCUAGACUUGUCAAUCCUGGUGUUUAUAAAACAAAAUGAGCAUUUUUAAAAUAGAGAGGGUCUAUGUCAGAAAAAAAAAUAAAAGAGUUCUGUGUAGACUAGCAUAAGGAGAUACAACUUGUCAUGUCAGCAUGUUGAUCUUUGUUAUUACAAGAAUUGCAAUGAAAUUUGCAUGCAUGAAAUUCAAGGCUGAACAUGCAGGAAUGAUUUUGGUAGCUGCAGUUUUAUAGCUGGUAUAUGCUAGCACGAGCUGGAGACAUAAAUGCCAAGCUAGAAUGCUUAAAACAAAGAGGCAGAGGUGUUACAUAAAAAUGGAAUAAUAGCAUGUAGGAUAGUUUGGCAGACAUGGUCAUUGGUUGAGCUUUGAGCCGUUGGUUAAAAUAUGCAAAGGUCAGCAUUUCAAUGUGGCCUUACCGCUAAUUCUGGGCAGGUGCAGAAAUUUAUCUACAUGAAACACCUGCAGAAUUAGAUCCAAAAUUCAUUCCAGCUGCCAGGAAUGCUGAGCAUAUGUAUCAUCAAUUGAGUUUAGUGAGAAUUAGGUGUGUUUGACAUGUUUAAAAAACAGACCACAAAUUUAGGUGCCUAAAUACAGACUAUAGGAGAAAUCUUAAUCCUGUACAAUCAAAUGGAAAAACUGAAAUGGAAAUCAAAGGAGACAGAAUUUCACUGCAGGUGACUAAUUUAGGUAAGUUUGAAAAUGCUGACUUAAGUAAGCCGGAUCUAAAAGUUCAGUAUGAUUGGAAAACUUCUAUAGUUUUGUGUGCUGUGUAGCAGGAGUUCUUAAGCUUUGAUUAUCUAUUGAACCCAAUUUCAAAUACCCCAGUAAAUAUGUAUAUGGUUGGCUAUUAAAGAGCAAACAACAGUCCUAUCAAUGGGAUGUUGAAAUAACAAAUACUGAAGUCAUGAUAUUACACUUUAACAGGUUUUAUUGUGAACGUAGUCAAGUGUGGUGUUUGUUAAAUGAAACUUUUGGAACAGCUACCUAGACUUGAUAGCAACAUUACAUAUUAUUUUACAACUAUUAAAAUCAAACUAACUUUUUUUUUUUUUUUUAGUCAGGGGAGAAAAUGUCAAAAUUAUUUUCUCCCGAGAACUGUCACCAUUCCUGCUGCAAGUUGACCAUUCCAAUAUGCUGGAAUAAACUUUGAUGCACCAA